AUGCAGUUGACAUCAAUCAUUACCGCAGCUGGCCUGGCGGCCUUAUCAAACGCCUUCCUUCUCCCUCCUGACAUCUCCGAAUCUGACAAAGACAUGAUCACUACCCUUCCAGUUCCCCUUCCAGUCCCCAUUAGAGUCGAUGCUGCUAUCGUAGCCGUCGAAUCCCAAAACUUGAAGCUCAAGUGUCCCGGCUGUCCUGUCCACAUCCCUCACCAUGGGAAGGUGAAGAUCGUGAACGAUAUCCCGAGCCAUUUGGAGCUGGACUUUGGCAUCGUGCCUUCCGACAAUGCCGAUCGCUUGAUGUUGAACGGCUUCGAGCUUUUUCCUAACCCAGACCCCCUUCGAAAUACCCUUGCCGCUACCGUUCGUCCCGAUGUCUUACAUCGACAAAUGAAGAAGCGGCCUCAUUUUAAGGGCCCCAAGCCUCAGACUCUAGGCUUUGGCAUGCAGACUCGACCUGUUGCCAAGAAUGAGGAAGAUGCGUUAGAGCUCAUCGAGAUCAAUCUUGACAUCAUCGAAGUUGGCGAUGUCUUUGUCGAUGGUAUUCCAAAUAUCCAGGUCAAUGUUGUCAAGACUCCUACCGGCAAGUUGAUGCUUGGCGAAAUUAAAACCAUCGAAUCUGAGACGGCGCAAAGCAAUCCUAUGGAUAAGCAAGAGGAGUGCACCACUCUACUUUGCAAGUGGAAGGCUGUUAUUAUGCAGAAGCUUGCCGGCCUUCGUUUCCACAAAGGAUGUGGUGGUCGCCCUGCUAACGUUAAGGGCCAUGACGAAGUCAAGGGUAAUGAUGAAGGCAAGGUAGAGGAACCUCAAGAACCCAACCAUGGUCAUCGCCACAAGAACUGGAAAUUGUUGUUUAGGAAUAUCGCUUCCCACAUCCUGCUGCCUGUUGCUGUUGGUAUCUUUGCUGGUAUUACUGCUUGCAUUCUCGGCAUGAUUGCUGGUACAAUCGCCGUCUUCAUCUGGCGUGCGAUUGCCCGCCGUGGCCACUCCCACCGACACCAUCGCCACAGCCAUCGCCACAAGGCCGCUCAUACCGAAGCUGUUGCCAACGAAGAGAAGUCAGGCCUGAUGGCUAAUCAAGAAGAAAUCGAUGCUCCACCCGCCUACAUCGAGGAGGGUAUUAUCGUCAUUGACGAUAAGAAGACUGAGAAUGUAGUCUAA
Daldinia childiae is the source of this 1161-nucleotide messenger RNA. RefSeq lists its product as uncharacterized. The record is from RefSeq and is a predicted model, not a curated record. Bases 1 to 1161 code for a protein of 386 amino acids. The transcript has 2 exons. NCBI's taxonomy places the organism in Eukaryota, Fungi, Ascomycota, Sordariomycetes, Xylariales, Hypoxylaceae.